CGCGCGCACGCUCCUCGGAGUUUAACGGUCGCGUGGGGCCAAUCUCCCGCUCCCGACCUAGGCGGAGGCGAGGACAGACCCUUUGGAAGUGUAGCAGAUUUCGCAGUGCUGAAUGUCAGCUGCUGAGGAUGCCUGUAGACGGUGAAGUGGCUGAAGAAGACUCGGAAGCCGUCUCCUCCUGCAGGAAGAGCAACAGUGUUUCCAAAUGACAGAGCUUAACAAUUUUUGUAUGAUAUGGAGGAUUUUGAUUUGGUGGAAACUUCACAAAAAACUUCACCUUCUUUAGAAUCUGGUAUCAAAAGUACUCCCCAUUCUCUUGGGUUGAGCUUACGUGCUAAUAGAAGUAGUCCCCACCUUAGUACAAAUGGGGUAUCCUCUUUCUCAGGGAAGACCGGACCACCAGUCAUUCAAGGCACAGUCGAAAUCCUCACUGCUUUAACACAAGAAUUGCAGAACAGUGGCCAGACUGACCCAGAACCUUGGAAGAACUGUGAGGCCAGGUGGUUGCAGCUGCUCAGGGUGGUUGAACGACAGUGCCAGGAGCAGAUUGUCACCCAGCAGGAGCGGUUCCAUAGGCAGAUCCAGCGAAUACAGGAGGAGAUAAGGAAGCUAGUAAAACUACAGAUCAGCAAUGUUUCCUGGCCUUCAUGCAGCAGCAGUUCUGUGAGUGAACAGGUGUCCUCAGAAAGCCAAAUGGGCUUCUUCUCUGAAAACAGUGAGAGAAAUGAGUCUGUUAUCAGUUACCCAGAGUCUAAGGAACCUGAGACACAGCCAGAAUCAUCCACAUGUCACCCAGACUGCAAUGUGGACAGCAGCUCAGUGAGUAGUGGCUACGGCACCUUCUGUAUCCUGGACAUGAACACUCACGGGGCUGAGGAGUCCACGGAACCCUUGGAGUCUGAGGCGGCUUCUCAGGGGCAACAUGAAGCCCCUGGGGUGCAGGCACAGGCCCCUGUAGGUGGCAUAGCAGCCAUUAACUUUUUCACACAUACCCCUGAAGAGCUUUGUGCAUCCCUGAAGGAAGAUGUAUCCACUUUUCCUGGUGAAUUUGAACAUAAUUUUCUUGGUGAAAACAAAAUUUCUGAAGUAUACAGUGGAAAAGCAAAUAGUAUUAAGUCUAUAACAUCAUGGGCACAAAAGCUGAAGCAGAACCAGCCCAAGCAAGCACAUACAGAAGAUGGCUGCUCAAGACCUAAGCCAGGGAAUGAGCCAAACCGGAAGCCUCCAGUUGAAACAUCUAAUCUUGCUGCUGCAGCUGUCCAUCCUUGUGCCUUUUACCUCAAUAAACCAACUGAAAGCCCAGGUUCUUGGAUGUCUGAUUCAGGAACAGGGUUGACUUACUGGAACUUGGAGGAAAAAGACAUGUAUCACUCUUUGCCUGAAACUUUGGAGAAGACAUUUGUACCAUCCCCUCCAGAGAGGCCUCUGAGCCAGGUCCUGUCUCUCGACCCAUCCAUUCACAUGAAGCCAAAGGAGAUGUCGGGGAUUCAGCCCCAUGGCUUUUUGAAUGCUCUGGAAGACAGAAUAUCCUUUUCACCAGACUCUGUUCUGGAACCAAGCCUGUCUAGUCACUCUGACAUUGACUCAUUUUCACAAGCAAGUCAUAACGCGUCUCAGGUAUCUGGGUUCCCCAAAUAUCCUUCAAGUAUGAAAGCAUCGCCCGUGGACACUUGGAAAAACCAUGCAUUCCAAAAUGAAAGCAGGACUGCUUCCACAAUCCCUUCACUCUACACCAUCACUAGCAACGAUAUCUCAGUCAAAACUGUAGAUGAAGAAAACACUGUCACAGUGGCUUCUGCCUCAGUCAGUCAGUCCCAGCUUCCAGGUACAGCCAACCGUGUCCCAGAAUGCAUUUCAUUGGCUUCCCUGGAAGAUCCUGUGAUGUUUUCUAAAAUCAGGCAGAACCUCAAGGAAAAGCAUGCACGGCACGUAGCAGAUCUUCGAGCUUAUUAUGAAUCGGAGAUAAGUAGUUUGAAACAGAAACUGGAGGCAAAAGACGUUUCUGCUGUUGAAGAGUGGAAGAAGAAAAAUGAAAUUCUUGUAGACAGGUGA
This is a messenger RNA of Psammomys obesus (fat sand rat), 2052 nucleotides long. Its product is annotated as M-phase phosphoprotein 9-like. The record is from RefSeq and is a predicted model, not a curated record. NCBI's taxonomy places the organism in Eukaryota, Metazoa, Chordata, Mammalia, Rodentia, Muridae. Gene Ontology annotation, cellular component: centriole. The coding region runs from base 235 to 2052 and encodes 605 amino acids. The transcript is spliced from 10 exons.